Molecule: messenger RNA, 3944 nt
Organism: Lolium rigidum
Lineage: Eukaryota; Viridiplantae; Streptophyta; Magnoliopsida; Poales; Poaceae
Product: eukaryotic translation initiation factor 5B-like
Molecular function (GO): GTP binding; translation initiation factor activity; GTPase activity
Source: RefSeq, a predicted model, not a curated record
GCCGCCCCAUUCCGGUCCCCGCCACCACCCCACCCCGAAACCCUAGCCUACACCACGCACGGGGCGCCGAUGGGGCGCAAGAAGAAUGUCGUCAUCGACGACGACCAGUACUCCAUCCCGCAGGACGACGACGCGACGGCCGCCGCGGAGAAGGCGAAGCCGGCCAAGAAGGGCGGCAAGAAGGGCAAGAAGGGCGGCAAGUCCGCCGCGCACGACGACGACGACGACUACGAGCCCGCCGCUCCCCCGCCGCCGGUAGCCGAUGAGGACGGGGACGAGCCGAUCAACCUCGUCUUCACCGGCAAGAAGAAGAAGAAGAAGGGCGGCGCCGGCGGCGGGAUGAGCGCCUUCGACGCCCUCGCGGCCGCGGAGGACGAGGACGGCGAGGACGAGGCCCCCGCCGCCUCCUCCACUGCCGCCAGCACCGCCGAGCUGGAGGCCGAUAGGUCCGAUCUCGGGGACGACGACCUCGAUUUCGACUUCAGCAAGGCCAAGAAGAAGAAGAAGAAGGGCAAGGGGGCUCGCCCGUCCACCCCCGACGAGGACGACGACGACUACGAGCCCGCCCCUCCUCCUCCCGAGGAGGACGAGGAGGAGCUGGCCGUGCCGGCGGCCAAGAAGCCGCAAAAGAAGAAGAAAAAGAAGGGCGGGUUCACUGUGGACGACGAGGACAUCGACAAGCUCCUGGCUGAGAUGGAGGAUCCUCCACAGCCAGCAACACAGGAGGCCGAGCCUGAGGAGGCUAAGGGUGUGGAAUCUGUGGCUGCCCCUGAUGCGGAUGAUGCCGGUGGAAAGAAGUCGAAGAAGAAGAAAAAGAAGGGAGGAUUUACUGUGGACGAUGAGGACAUUGACAAGCUCCUCGCAGAGAUAGAGGACCAGCCUGCUCCCGCCGAGGAGCCUGAGCCCAAGGCAGCGCAGGAGGAAGUUACUGUGGCUGCUGCCGCCAGGGUGGUGGAUGAUGCUGAAGGGAAGAAAUCGAAGAAGAAAAAGAAGAAGAGCGGGAGGACAGCACAGGAGGAGGAGGAUUUAGAUAAGCUUCUUGCUGAGCUUGGUGAAGGCCCUCCUGCACCAGAGAAGGAGAAACCAUCCCAGGCGCCACCUUCCGCUCCAGCAGUGAAGGAGGAUGAGGAGGAUGGCAAUGCAGAGCAGAAGGCUGGGGAAGGAGAGGUGGAGUCCGCUGCAGCCAAGAAGAAAAAGAAGAAGAAGGAAAAGGAGAAGGAGAAGAAGGCAGCAGCAAAGGGGGAGAGGUUAAAGGAGGAGGAAAAGGAAGUGGAGGUUCCUAAAGGGAAGGUUGACAUGAAGAAGCUCCCAAAGCACGUCCGGGAGAUGCAGGAGGCACUUGCGAAGAGGCAGGAAGCGGAGGAGCGGAAAAAGAAAGAGGAGGAGGAACGUCUGAGGAAAGAGGAGGAGGAGCGUCUGAGGAAAGAGGAGGAGGAGAGGAAGGCGGAGGAAGCAAAGAAGAGGAAGAAGGAGAGGGAGAAGGAGAAGCUGCUCAAGAAGAAGCUGGAGGGUAAGCUCUUGACAGGGAAGCAGAAGGAGGAAGCCAAGAGGUUAGAAGCCAUGAGGAGACAAUUUCUUGAGCAGAGUGAAGUUCAAGUAGCUGAUGGUGCUGCCCCUGAGAUAAAGAAGAAGCCUAAGUAUGAAAGCAAGAAGAAGAAAACUCAAACAAAGGCUUCUGAGUCUCUCAAGGUAGCUGAAGAACAACAGCCAGAGGUAAAUGAAGCCAACAUUGACGAAGAAGAGUAUGUCAUGGUGGAUCAGGAAUCUCAGUCUCAGGUCGAGGAAUCUGAGACGAAAACAGAACCUGAUCAAGAGGCUGAAGAGUCGAAACAAGAAGAGGAGGAAGAUGAAGAUGACUGGGAUGCAAAGAGCUGGGAUGAUAUCGAUGUGAAUUUGCCAAAGACAAAUGCUUUUGAGGAGGAAGAGGAGAAGGAGGAGAAGCCCGUUACAGUGCCUACAGUUCCUGCUGUAAAAAAUGUUGCUCCGCCUGUUAAUAAAAACUCCAAAAAGAGUGAAAAUGAAGAUGCUGGUCCCAGUAAUGGAGUUACUACUAAAAGGAAUAAAGGGAAGAAAGGAUCUUCUUCUAAAGACGAUGACACUAAAAAUGAUAGCAACCUUCGUUCACCAAUCUGUUGCAUCCUUGGUCAUGUCGAUACUGGAAAGACAAAGCUACUAGAUUGUAUCAGACGAACUAAUGUACAAGAAGGAGAAGCUGGAGGUAUUACUCAACAGAUUGGGGCUACAUACUUCCCAACUGAAAACAUUAGGGAGAGAACAAGGGAAUUGAAGGCCGAUGCUACACUUAAGGUUCCAGGCCUGCUUGUUAUUGAUACUCCAGGCCACGAGUCCUUCAGUAAUCUGCGUUCUAGAGGUUCAAGUUUAUGCGACAUUGCUAUUUUGGUUGUUGACAUUAUGCAUGGGCUCGAACCUCAGACAAUUGAAUCCCUGAACCUUUUGAAAGAUCGAGAAGCAGUAUUUAUUGUUGCUUUGAACAAGGUUGAUCGUCUCUAUGGCUGGAAGCCUUGUCCUAAUGCUCCUAUCGGGAAGGCUUUACGACAACAAAAUGAAGAUGUCAAGAUGGAGUUCAAUACGAGGCUCACUGAUAUUGUGACACAAUUCAAGAUGCAAGGUGUGAAUACUGCUUUGUACUACAAGAACAAGGAGAUGGAAGAUACGUUUAACAUCGUGCCUACAAGUGCAUUAAGUGGUGAAGGCAUUCCUGAUCUGCUUCUACUAUUGGUUCAAUGGGCACAAAAGACAAUGGAAGAAAAGCUUACUUUUGUUGAUGAAGUCCAGUGUACUGUGCUGGAAGUCAAGGUCAUCGAAGGUCAUGGCACUACAGUUGAUGUUGUGCUGGUUAACGGUAUGCUCCAUGAAGGAGAUCAAAUAGUCGUGUGUGGUAUGCAGGGGCCCAUUGUGACAACCAUCAGAGCUUUGUUAACACCACACCCGAUGAAGGAGCUUCGAGUUAAGGGCACCUACCUUCACCAUAAGAAGAUCAGAGCCGCACAAGGAAUUAAAAUAUCAGCACAGGGUCUUGAACAUGCAAUUGCGGGGACUGCUCUGUAUGCGGUACGACCCGAUGAGGAUAUAGAGGACCUGAAAGAUGCUGUAAUGGAAGAGAUGGCAAGGGUUAGGAACCGGAUUGAUAAAAGUGGUGAGGGUGUAUAUGUGCAAGCAUCAACGCUGGGGUCAUUGGAAGCUCUCACUGAGUUCUUGAAGAGCCCUGCUGUGAAUAUCCCCUUCUGUGAUUUCAGCAUAGGGCCAGUCCACAAGAAAGAUGUUAUGAAGGCCAGUGUUAUGCUUGAGAGGAAGAAAGAAUACGCAACUAUCUUGGCGUUUGAUGUCAAAGUGAUGCCCGAUGCCCGUGAUCUUGCAGAAGAGUCGGGUGUGAAGAUCUUCGUGGCAGAUAUUAUAUACCACCUUUUUGACCAGUUUACAGCAUACAUUAAGAAUGUAAAGGAAGAGAAGAAGAAGGAAAGCGCCGAAGAAGCUGUUUUCCCCUGUGUUCUCAAGAUUAUGCCAAACUGUGUCUUCAACAAGAAGGAUCCAAUCGUUUUGGGUGUUGAUAUUCUUGAAGGAAUAGCUAAGAUCGGGACGCCUAUUUGCAUACCCUCGAAAGAAUUUAUUGACAUUGGGAAGAUUGCCUCUAUUGAAAUUAAUCACAAGCAAGUUGAUACAGCCACAAAAGGGCAAAAGGUGGCUAUAAAGAUUAUCGGGACCAAUUCUGAUGAGCAGCAGAAGAGUUUCGGCAGGCACUUUGAAAUGGAAGAUGAGCUUGUCAGCCACAUCACAAGGCGAUCUAUCGAUCUUCUCAAAGCAAACUACAGGGAUGAGUUGUCACUGGAUGACUGGAAGCUUGUUGCGAAGCUGAAGAAGAUAUUGAACAUACCAUGAGACCAACCAGGCCCGUGGUCUGGUCCUGUCAGCGAGAGCCCCUGAUC